AUGGCCGACUAUAUCAACGAACUGUUGGAGGGGAGAAUUGACUUCGAAGGGCAGAAAUUGGUUGAGAAGCUGAUGUAUUAUGUCCUUAUUGCCUCAACGAUUGCUGCGUUCAUAACAGGAUUGGCGCUCCAGUCGUUAAGCUUGACUUUCGGUACCAUGGGGCUUUCAGUCGCUGUCCUUGCUGUGGCUAUCAUUCCUCCUUGGCCAGCAUACCGGUCACACCCGAUUAAAUGGCUCCCAGCAAGCCCGCAGCCUGGAAAGAAGUAG
Molecule: messenger RNA, 267 nt
Organism: Pleurotus ostreatus (oyster mushroom)
Lineage: Eukaryota; Fungi; Basidiomycota; Agaricomycetes; Agaricales; Pleurotaceae
Exons: 4
Coding region: 1-267 (88 amino acids)
Biological process (GO): protein targeting to ER
Cellular component (GO): endoplasmic reticulum membrane; signal peptidase complex
Source: RefSeq, a predicted model, not a curated record